CUGUUACCUAUCCUGUGUUACAGACGAAUAUGUUUUGAAUAAUAAGCGCCAGAAAACGCCUCUAAGAAGUUUUUAUUUAGUCUCAGGCAUAUUUAAUGACAACUGUCAUCUGUCACUACCGCCCUGCCUUGCUUUUGUGGACAACAUCUGGUGAAAACGAUUCGUGAAUUGAAUAAUUUGCGUUAUAAGAGUUUCAGUUCGGGACAGUUCCAGAUUUCUCUCAGUUAAUUAUUAUACUGUUGAAUACUUAUUUCCAGAGUAAAAUUUCCUUUGAAAGUAUGCAGAAUUAUCCUGCUGAUUACUUUACGCCACAGGUGGACAAUCGGUUCGGAACUUCAGUAAACAAGUAUGUGUACUUCAGACAAAAUUUUCUUGCUCCAACUGCAGAACAACGUAACAUUACAUCAAAAGUACUGGUAAACCCACAUUUCAAUAAGAAGGUAUUCGUUAAUCCUAACUAUAGACCCGCCAAUACUCAUGUGCCUGUAGUAACAGGCGAAUAUAUGCCAGUCAUAAGCAACAAAAUACACAUCAAUCCAAAAAUUCACACUAUGACACCACCCGCACCAGCCACAAGAAAAAUACUUGUCAAUCCCAAAGUAUUGAGAAAUAUACCUGUAGUUCAACAAGAGAAUCCCCUUUCAGUCAGGCCUGUUGAAAGAAGGUUACAACUUGAGCAGUGUAAAGGUCAUGUUAAAGUAUCACAAGUGGCAAGCCAAAAACUUGCUUCCCCUGCUGCAAAUAAGAGAAUAAGGAGGUUGUCAAUACAUUCAAAAUUCAAAAUAGUUCGUUCACAGUCUAGAUCUAAAGAGAAUGAGGAGUUGAGAAAAUUGGGAUUGGAGGCAAAAAUAAAAUUAAGUUCUCUCAAGAAGUACCAUACAGCAAAUAAAUUUAAAUUAGACAAUAGGAAAAACAAUACUCCACUGACGGCUAGAAGAUCCAAGGACUCCAAGAAAAAAUAUGAUUCUCUUAAAAAGUUCCACAUACAAAGUAAAUUCAAAUUGGAUAAUAGGAAAAGCAAAUCCCCAGUUAUAUCUAAGAGAGCUAAGUUUGUUUUUGUUAAUAAGUGUCCAAGCACGAGUGACAUAGCAAAAACUAUUCCUGUAAAAAUGAAUAAAAGAUGGAGACGUAGUUCAUUGAAUCUGCUGAAUAUAAGUGGAAUCAUGUACAAAAACUCGACACAUUCAUUACGAAGAACAUCUCCACCUAAACCUAAGAAGAAUAUCUUUAAAAUUCAGGAAAAAUCAAUUUGUAAAUCAAAAUAUAAACUCGUCAAAAGAAUUUCAAAUUCGAAAAAAAGUUCUACAGAAGAAAAGAAGAGUUCACUGAAAGGCAUUAGAAGGUCACUGGCACUCAAAAAACCAAUCUCUAAUGAAAAGUUACGAAAAUGUAACAUUCCAUGUAUAUAUUACCAAAGGUUCGGGAAAUGCAAGAGGAAAGAUAUGGGAAAAUGUAACAGGAAACAUGAUCCAGAUCAAAUCGCGCUGUGUACCAAGUUUCUACAGGGAGCCUGCAUAGACGAUAACUGUUUACUCUCCCACAACGUGUCUUCGGAAAAAAUGCCCACCUGCAAGUUUUACUUAGAAGGAUCUUGCUCAAAAGACCAGUGCCCUUAUACACAUGUCCGCAUCAGUCCCAAGGCAGAUAUAUGCAGAGAUUUUUUGGAAGGAUUCUGCAAGAAGGCUCUAGAGUGUGACAAACGUCAUCAGUUCUUAUGUCCGGAUUACGAGAAAAAAGGCUGUUCAAAACCUAGAUGUCCAUAUCCGCAUGGAAAGAUGGUAAGAAAAUAUUCGGUAUUCAAUAAACACAAGUUUGCCAAGAAAUCUUCGGAUAAAAUAGAAGAAAAACCUCACGAAAAACCAACAGAGUUGGAACCAAUAAAAACAAAAGAAGUCGCAAAGUUAUCUAAAACUGAAACUGCUCGCUAUUAUCUAGAUAAAAAUAAUAUAAAUGAAGGGGAAAAUUCAGUUGAAAUAAAACGUUGUGUAUUUCCGGUUUGCAAUGAGACUGUUUGUGAUCAAGAAAUUCCAUUCAAGUCUAGGCCAAAGCUAGGAAAACUUCCUUCGUUUAUUGCUUUUGAAGAUACAUGAAUAUUUCUUGGCAACUUUUUUAUUUAAUGUUGAAAAAAAAAUGUAAAUCAUUGAAGUACAAUAAACUAUUUUUAUGAA
Messenger RNA from Leptinotarsa decemlineata (Colorado potato beetle), 2168 nucleotides. RefSeq names its product Zinc finger CCCH domain-containing protein 3 (gene ZC3H3). Lineage: Eukaryota; Metazoa; Arthropoda; Insecta; Coleoptera; Chrysomelidae. Gene Ontology annotation, cellular component: nucleus. Gene Ontology annotation, molecular function: metal ion binding. The record is from RefSeq and is a predicted model, not a curated record.